Molecule: messenger RNA, 1575 nt
Organism: Musa acuminata AAA Group (dessert banana)
Lineage: Eukaryota; Viridiplantae; Streptophyta; Magnoliopsida; Zingiberales; Musaceae
Exons: 3
Coding region: 548-1270 (240 amino acids)
Source: RefSeq, a predicted model, not a curated record
AAGAGGUCAUGCGUUCAUAUGUAGGGUGAGAGAACUCCCACAUAACAUAGUCACAUACCUUAUACGUUACAUCUCAAAAUAAAAGCUCUUCCCGGACGAGUACUACAUAUUCUUUUGGUCUGUGCAAACUUGCUGCCAGAGACUUCACAUGAGCAACAAGAGGCCCACGGAGGGGCAGAAGUAGAGUGUACGAGGAGCAGCGGCAGAUUGUGUGCAUCCCUGUGACUCUUGAAGAGGUCACCAUGGAUGCAAGCUUGCCUUCUGUUUGGAGUUCCCAUGAGUAAGUGUUCAUGGGGUUGCCUUGACAUGGCCACCGGACCGGCGACGGAGGAGGUGCGAUCUGCUGGCGGCUGGUCGAGCGGCUACAAGGGGUUCCCUUUGUCGUAGAACGCGCGAGUAGCCGCUGUUGCAGUGUUGUUUCGUGAGCUUCGACGGAGAGUGGAGUUUGGUGCUCAAGUGUUCGACCGAUUGACCCCUAACUAGCAAACUACGAAUCCCAAAACCUGUUAGAAUUAUGCUGGCAUUAGCCGUGUGAUGCCAACCGAUCAUGGAGGACCUCAAGCACAAGCUUCUGCUUGCCACCAUGGAACUGGAAACGCUACGGGCCAAUGCCAAGGAAGAGAUGAGAAAGAGAGAGGAAGAUAUCGGUCACUUGAUCCACCUCCUUCAGGUGAUCACCAGAGAAAGAGAUGCAGCAAGGAAUCAGCUGCAGCUUCUGCUCGACAGCAUCACGCGGCCUCACACCGCGGAGCUCUCUCCGAUGCUAUCCGGCACUCUCCAAGAGGCAGCAACGGCAUCCGAUAGCCUCUCAGGAACUCCCACCCAUCGUUCCUAUGGCGCGUCCCCUGUUGCUUCUCCAGAACUGUCGAGCAUGAAGAUGGCCGAUCCCUGCAACAUGCCGAAGAACAAUGGGGCAGCACUGAGAGCGAAGGAAGCUUCUGCGGUAAUCGACGGCCUUGUCAUAAAGAAACCACUGCCGGAGAAAGGGAAGCUGUUGCAGGCCGUUCUGGAAGCAGGUCCUACGCUGCAGACGCUUCUCUUGGCAGGGCCACUCCCUCGGUGGCGCAACCCUCCGCCACCCCAGCCAUUUCAAGUACCCCCGGUGGGUGUCAGUGCCCACAAAGCUUCGUCACCCAACCCGAGAAUCGCACCUGCCGUCGGCUUGUGCACGAUCAAGAGACCACUGACCUCGCCAUGCAUGAGCAACUACGGCAACCUGGUGCUGAAGAGACAGAAGACUCGGUUCACCGGGGGGUACUGCACGAUGUGAAGGAGACGGUCUUCUUCCGAUUAGGAAUUCUGUAUCUUGACAUGUUCAUAAUGCAUGUAAAUAGCACGAGUUAUUACAGGUGAAUCGAGUCGUGCUGUAAAGCUGCCCUGUUCUUUCAUGGAUCUCAGACAGCGGUUUGAGGGAGGAAAAGCUGCUGCGUGUGAUUGCCACCACCACCACCACCACCUUCACGAUUAAGGGCUGGAUCGGAAGUGUCCUUUAAAGCAGCUUCUCGGCCUCAUUCUUGUUCUUUUCUGCCUGCUUUCCCUUUUGCUUCAACACGCCUUUAGGCUCUUUUAGCUCCA